Messenger RNA from Notolabrus celidotus (New Zealand spotty), 2171 nucleotides. RefSeq names its product zinc finger MYM-type protein 1-like. The transcript has a single exon. The annotation marks the transcript as partial. The record is from RefSeq and is a predicted model, not a curated record. NCBI's taxonomy places the organism in Eukaryota, Metazoa, Chordata, Actinopteri, Labriformes, Labridae.
UUUUCGCCGGCUUACUAUUUCAUCUCUGGUUAAUCAUCAAAAUGGAUAUUCGUAAGUGGUUGAAAAGCCCACCUGAUGUUGUCGUUGGAGAAGGAGACCCUGGACGACAGUAUGAGCCUCAGCCCGUUGCUAGUAGCUCCGUGGAGCCCGACCCUGGGCCUGGCAGGACCUGCAGCGGCCACGGAACGGAGGCUAACAAGUCAGGUGCAACCGCGACUGGGGCCAUAUUUGGGCCACAACUGCCUGUUGGAUCAGUGGGUGUGAGUGACCUCGGCACGGACAAACCCAAACAGGUUGUGUUGAAGAAAUAUCCAGUCAAAAUGUUUGGUUCAAAAAAACGAUCAUUUUCCUCUAGCUGGUAUUUGAACAGGGACUGGCUUGAGUACUCGGUGGAGAAGGACACCGCAUUUUGUUAUGCCUGCAGGAAAUUCAAAUCUGUAUCAUCGGACGCGACCUUCUCCAUUAAGGGAUUUAAUGAUUGGAAACAUGCAAUUGAAACAGGCAAGGGCUUAAAUAAGCAUGCAGCUUCAAAAGAACAUUUAGCCUGUGAGGCAAUGUGGAGAGAUUCAGAGAAACGUAGAGAGACAGGGAAAGAGAUUUCCACUCUCUUAAAUUCAGAGCAACUGGCUCGCAACAGAUACUACAUGUCAGCUGUAAUUGAUAUGCUGGAGUUUUUAGUGGUGAAUCAAUUGCCGUUACGUGGAGAUAAUGCUGGUUUUGCCAGUGUGCUGGACGAUGAUAGCUCCAUGGGGCUGUUCUUGUCUCUCUUCGAGUACACCAUGCGCAAAGAUCCAGAACUGACGAGGAUUAUAAAAACAAUCCCACAGAAUGCACGCUAUACCAGUCCACAGAUACAAAACGAGAUUAUCGAAAUGAUGAGCAAACUUGUGACAGAGGAGAUAGUGAGACAAAUCGGCGAUAGCUGGUAUUCAAUUAAAGUGGAUAGCACACGGGAUCCUUUAGGCCAAGAAAAUAUAUCUGUAGUUGUGCGUUUUGUUGACGAAAGCUAUGGUGUGUGUGAGCGCCUCUUGGUAAUGGCCACAUCUGAGAAAGGUAAUGCAGAGGCUUUGACAGGUGUCAUCAUUGAUGAGCUCACCAGCGCCGGACUCAGCACGGACAAAAUCCUGAGUCAGGUUUAUGAUGGCGCAUCACUCAUGUCUGGCAGGCAUGGUGGUGUGCAGAAAUUGCUCCAAAACAAGCUGAAUCGUAAAAUACCAUAUAUUCACUGCUUUAAUCACCAACUUCAUCUGGUUGUGAUUCAUGCCAUGUCCAGUGAAGCAGCUGUCGAGGAUUUUUUUGGAGUAUGCAACAUGCUGUACAACUUCAUCAGGAAGCCAACCGUGGCUAUUCUUUACAAAGGCGAGACCCUAAAACGUCUCUUGGACCAGAGAUGGACUGGCCACUUGGCAACGGUCAAAGUUGUGGUGAAGAGUUUUCAUGACAUAGCCACAUUACUGACCGCGGUGGAAAACACGCGAGGCCUUGGAGCGGAGGUGCGCGUCGAGGCUACGGGGCUGCUUCGUGCCAUUACGCAGCGCAGUUUUCUUUUCAUUGCGCACCUUACUAUGAAACUAUUGUCACUUUUCGAGCCGCCUAACAGACUACUACAAGCCGAAAAUAUGGACUUGUUCACUGCGGUGACACUUGUGAACAGCGCUUCUGACUGCGUGAAGAAACUGCGCACAGAAAACGGGUUUUCUGCACUGUGGGAUCUCUGCGCUCCUCCAGCCACGGCCACCGAGGCUGUGCCGGUGACCGACCCCAUUGCAAGCAAGAGAAGACGCACAAUUAACAAGAACCUCCACGGAUUUGCAGUUGAGGAAACAGUUGGUCAGUCACAAAGUGACAUAGACGAGAACACUGAGUUCAAGAGACUAUUUUACAGUGUUAUAGAUGCUGUGCAGGGAGAGAUGGAUGCGCGUUUUGGAGAGCGCAGUAGCGAGCUCAUUGGCGCACUGGCUGCUUUGAACCCAGAGGCCGAGGAUCAUUUCCUGGACCGAUCAAAGAUAACCCCUCUCCUGGUUUUAGCUGGAACUAAUGUGUCUGAAUCUGAAUAUACUGUGGCUCGUGAGUUCCUGGUGAAGGAAAUGACUGACACCGUGGUUCCCCCCGAAGAUGGAAAAUGGACAAUAGCCAACAUCCUCAGCACAUUCAACGGUGCACUCCAGGCU